Molecule: messenger RNA, 5330 nt
Organism: Lepus europaeus (European hare)
Lineage: Eukaryota; Metazoa; Chordata; Mammalia; Lagomorpha; Leporidae
Gene: GALNT5
Product: polypeptide N-acetylgalactosaminyltransferase 5
Exons: 10
Coding region: 413-3235 (940 amino acids)
Cellular component (GO): Golgi apparatus
Source: RefSeq, a predicted model, not a curated record
GCGUGCAGACCGAGAACGGGGAGGAGAGAAGCAUCAGCCCCAACCAGCCCCCCCUUUUCUUGGGCUUGUAGGAAGGUGGGCAAGGGUUCACGGAGAAAACACAAGUGAUAGGUUGAACUAUCUAGUGGCUGGAAUCGACUGCUCUUGGAAUGACCUAAGGGCAGUGUUUACCAGAGUUUAGCCAGGACCAGCUGAGCAGGCACAGAUGCUCCACUGUGAAAUGCCACGCAGGCAGAGACUGACAAGCAGUAGGAGCUGAGCUUUUCCCUCCGACUGCUGUUUCCUGCUGUGUUCAGGGGAGGGGGUGCUCUCUGGCAACUCUGCUGCUGCUACUUCUACUACUUCGGCUUCCUCUCCACUCAAGGUAAGCAGGCUCCAAGGGAGGGCAAGCUGCAAGGGAAGACUUUGCAUCAUGAACAAGAUCCGAAAGUUUUUCCGAGGAAGUGGGCGAGUCUUGGCAUUUAUAUUUGUAGCUUCUGUCAUCUGGCUGCUCUUUGACAUGGCAGCUCUCCGCCUCUCAUUCAGUGAGAUCAACACUCGGGUCCUCAAGGAAGACAUUGUGAGGAGGGAGCAGAUAGGAUUCAGGGCUCAGCCCGACCAAAUGAAGAUCCUUUACAGCAGCCAUAAAGAAGUAAAGCCUCCACUGAGAGGACACGGGAAGGGGGCGUGGGACAAAGAGCACUUCAGACAGACUGAGGAGAGAGUGCUCAAGGGUGAGAAGGACUUGCACCAAACCCAGCCAGAAAGGAAAAUGCAAAAUGCCCUGGAAGGGGGCAAAGUUUUGCCUUUGUGGCAUCCUGCCCAACUGCAGACCCACCCAGUGACUCCUACCAAUCAGAAGACAGAAGGGAGACUCAUCAGACCUGAAGCCUCCUCCCGCCAGGUGGCAACAAAGGAAACCGCAGCUCAAGGGGCUCAGAAAACCCCAUUCAGAGCAGCCGGAGGAGCUCCGUUGAACAGAACAUCAGUACCCACAGGACCUGUUGAUAUAAAACAGGAGGACCUAAAGAGUCCCAGUCCCAGCAGUGACACAUCAAAACAAGCAGCUGAAAAAGACCUGAAUGGGACCAUCGGCCUUGCAACUGACCUGUCAAAGCAGCAGUCACAGGCUGUGGCAAAUGAGAGGACACACCCUGUCAGCCCACCCGUGCCAAAAUCCAGUGAAGCCAUAACCUUAAGGAAAACUGAGACUCAGAGUAAGGAACUAAAGGCAAAUAAACACAAAGCCAGUAAGGGUCUUCCUUUUUCCAAGUUCCUUGCCAAUUCCAAUCUCCUAAAGAAACAAUCUAUUAAUGAGACACAGUUGGGAAUCUUGCCAAAGGAUGAUGGGACUGAAGUGGCUCGUGCAAAGAAACUCAAUUUCUCUGAAAGCCGUGUUGUGAUUAUAACCAAGGAGGAGGAGCUGAAGACAGAUACCAAACAAGUCCCCAACUCUAAAACCAAAAUUUUGUUUCCUAAAGUCCUGGGUGCAAUCCAAAGUAAACACAUUCCCAGGAGUAGAAGUCAGGCAUCUUUUCCUUUACUCGCUUCACAGAGAGCCACUGUGUCUCAAACCAACCAAGCCUUAGCUAAAGGGACAGCACCAGCAAAAAUCAACUUCACUGCCCAGGCCCAGCCUGCAGGACACAAUCAAAGUCGAAUAGAAGCCCUUUCACCAGAGGACAGUGGGAUGCACCAAGUGUUGAGAAUUGAUGUGACACUUUCUCCAAGGGACCCCAAAGCCCCAGGUCAGUUCGGACUGCCUGUAGUUGUUCCCCAUGGAAAGGAGAAAGAGGCAAAAAGAAGAUGGAAAGAAGGAAACUUCAACGUCUACCUUAGUGAUUUGAUCCCAGUGGACAGAGCCAUUGAAGACACAAGACCAGCUGGGUGUGCAGAACAGCUCGUUCACAACAACCUCCCAACCACCAGUGUCAUCAUGUGUUUUGUGGAUGAGGUGUGGUCCACUCUCCUGAGAUCUGUGCAUAGUGUCCUCAACCGCUCUCCUCCACAUCUCAUCAAGGAAAUUCUGCUGGUGGAUGACUGCAGCACCAAAGACUACCUAAAAGAUAAUUUGGAUAAAUACAUGUCUCAGUUUCCAAAGGUUCGGAUUCUUCGCCUCAAAGAGAGACAUGGCUUAAUAAGAGCCAGGUUGGCAGGGGCACAAAAUGCAACAGGCGAUGUGCUGACAUUCUUGGAUUCUCAUGUGGAAUGCAAUGUUGGGUGGUUGGAACCACUUCUGGAAAGGGUUUAUUUAAGUAGAAAGAAAGUGGCCUGUCCAGUAAUUGAAGUCAUCAAUGACAAAGACAUGAGUUACAUGACAGUGGACAACUUUCAAAGAGGCAUCUUUUUGUGGCCCAUGAACUUUGGUUGGAAAACAAUUCCUCCAGAUGUCGUUGCAAAGAACAAAAUUAAAGAAACAGAUAUAAUAAGGUGUCCUGUCAUGGCAGGUGGAUUAUUUUCUAUUGACAAGAAUUAUUUUUUUGAACUUGGAACAUAUGACCCUGGCCUUGAUGUCUGGGGUGGGGAAAAUAUGGAGCUGUCAUUCAAGGUGUGGAUGUGCGGUGGUGAAAUUGAGAUCAUUCCCUGUUCUCGUGUGGGCCACAUCUUCAGAAACGACAACCCGUAUUCCUUCCCCAAAGACCGGAUGAAGACCGUGGAGAGGAACUUGGUGCGAGUUGCCGAGGUCUGGCUGGAUGAGUACAAGGAGCUCUUCUACGGCCACGGCGACCACCUCAUAGAGCAAGGGUUGGACGUCGGCAACCUCACCCAGCAAAGGGAACUUCGGAAGAAACUGAAAUGCAAAAGUUUCAAGUGGUAUUUGGAGAAUGUCUUUCCCGACUUGAAAGCUCCCCUUGUGAGAGCUGGUGGUGUGCUUAUUAAUGUGGCCUUGGGGAAAUGCAUUUCCAUUGAAAACACCACAGCCAUCCUGGCAGACUGUGAUGGGAGCAGUAAGCUUCAACAAUUUAAUUAUACCUGGUUAAGAUUUAUCAAGCACGGAGGAUUGUGCCUAGCCUCCAUUCCUGACAAAGGAGUCCUAACCCUGAACCGUUGUGAUAGUAGAAGCCAAGGGGUGAAAUGGCUGCAUAAAUCAGCGUCAGCCUUACACCCAAAACUGGUGAAUCACAUUAUUUUUGAAAACUAUCAGCAGUUGUUAUGCUUAGAAGCAAAUUUUUCUCAGAAGACCCUGAAUGUAGCUGCUUGUGAUGCAAUGAAGCCACAUCAAAAGUGGAAAUUUGAAAAGUAUUUUGAAGACUGAAGAGGAAUCAAUACUUUUAUCUAAUAAUUCUGUUAGAUACUGUGAAAAUAGCAAUGGACUUGGUGACUGUAUUUCUCCAGGGUUGUUUAAAUUUUUAAUUUUAGCAGCAUUUGAAUGGAAGAGUUGGAAUUACAAGAGGUGACUCAGGGAAGCAGUCCAUCAUUGGACUGGAGUCCUUCUACAGCAAAAUGUGGCCUGUUAAAUUGCCACUUUCCCACCCUGUGUGGGCACUGGUUCUGCAAGUUGCUCCCUCUGUGAUUGCAGGGAACCAGGAAUGAAGGCAGGCCACUUGAAGAAGCUCACAAUGAUACUCACAAUGAUUGUGUUUGAUAACAGCCAGUUCUUUUGACCCACAAGUAGGUAUAAUCAAUGAGAACUUGGUCUUUGAUUUGCCAUUUUUAAAAUACAGCCAAAACGGCUUGAGUUUAUAUAGAAAGCAAACUUUGGAAAGAUAACACAUCUGUCACCCUGAGUACAUCUAUCCAGACUACAUGCUUGUUUUCCUGAUUGUUUGAAAUAAUAUCGACCAACUAUUAAAGACCCUCCUUGAUCUAGAUUACCAAAUAAUGCUUUUUCACAGCCUGAGGAGGUGUAAAACUUUUUGCAGAAGGAAGAGUCUUCGAAUAUUAUUCAGUGCUAGGUAUGGGCAUUGUUUUAACUCAUUUUGUGCUUUUAAAGCUAUACUUUAAAAAAAUUGUCAUACAAGUAACUUCCUAGACUUACAUGAGUGUUAAAAAAAGGCAAAUAUGGAGAAGCAGAGACACAACUCACCAUAAUAACCAAAACAUUUACUCACAGAACACCUUGUAAGUAUGGAACAAGUGGAAGGAGUUGAAGUUACUAAAGCCAAAACAGAGUGAUGAAAAAUAUUAUUUCUUUGAUAUGGAAAUAACAAUAUACUUUAGAUUUAGCAACAUUCACAAUGAUGAAGUAUGCAAAAAAAAUGGACUCUAGCAGAUUUAAAAGAACAAAUAAAAUGUUGGAAAUGUAAUGAAAGGGAAAGAGAAAGAGGUAAACAACUCUUUGGGAGAGAGUCAAGGAAAAAUUUCCCUGGACUUGGCCAAAGGAGAAGGGAGAUCUUGUACCACCAGCAAGAAUUAAACAGCAAAUCCCUCAGUGUUGACACAAUGACACAUGGACAAAUUUGGAGGAAAAUUCAAUAUUUCUUUGAUCCAAAUUGAGCCUCUAAUCUUAAGCAUACCAAUAUUUAGACAUGCCAAAGAAAUCUGAGAAUUUAGGAUGUUAUUUACAAUUGCUUUAUUAAUGGUAAAUUGAUGCCCAAAAGACAAAUUACUUGUCUAAAAAUCCCAAGCAACUUAGUAAGAGAAUCAAGAUUAGAAUUCAAAUCUCCAGAUAGGGGUCAUUGUCCUGCCUCAGAUCAUUGAACUUAGACACAUGUGCCUGCAUGGUACUAGAAAGACACACAACCCUCUUUCCUGGAUCUUUUCCUGAAUCUCUGGAGGAAGCUCUAUUCUUGCUAAUAUUAAAAUUUUUUUAACCUCUGUUAAGUUCAGAUGGUGGUAAAACUGUUCAUAUUUAGUUCUGACUUCCUAUUUCACAUUUAGUUUUAAUUCCAAACUAAUUAGUAAAAAGUAGAGCUAUAACUAAGAAUGGGAAAAAGAAACAUUUUUGCACAUUUGUGAUGUGCUUAAGAUAUUUUAUUCAAAUAACUGAUUAUUGCUGCUGAGAUUGGAGAGUAGAUGAUGAGAUAAUUCUUUUUAAAAAUAGCCCUAUGAAAUAAAAAACACAUCAGUAACCGGUUGAAUUAUUGACCAAGAUGAAUACUUUGUGUACCUGUCUAAUUCUUCAAACCACUAAAAACAUGAUAUGCCUUUCCUCAGGUCUAGUGACUCUUGUUAUCCAAAAGCAGUUUUCAGGAAGAAAAAUCAACUCCUCUCAGAAAAUGAUAAUUCAUGUUUUGGGUACACUUACCUUUGGGUAUACCAGCUGAGAAACUUGAAUGCUUUUCUCAAAAGACUAUAUAGUCUAUUCAACGUGUGUUCUUCCUAACUUUGACAUACUCAUUAUAUGAAGCUAUAUUUAAAUCUAUGUUAUCGAUAUAAAAAAGGAUUAUUUUCAGACAUGAUAUAUUUGU